AUGGAUGCUGAAGAAGUUUUAAACCUCUUCGAUUCCCAUUGGCUUGAGAGCACAAUUUUCUCCCAGAAACCACUAUCACUACCCCAUAAAACAACAAACCCGACUCAUCACCAAAUCCAAGAACCAAACUUUUCACGCUUGCCAACUCUCCAUGUAAGAUCACUAAGCGAUCAAUUAUUGAUGAGCUUCAAAGCAAGCAGCUUUUCCUCUGAAUCCCUCUCCCCAAACUCAGUCAUGACCACACGGUCCACACCAAAGCUACAAACAAUUAUUUCUGGAAAAGACGUCUCUGAAUUCUCCAAUGAGGAACAACAACAGUAUGAGAUGCCUAUUAAGAAGAAAGUCCAUGGAAGAAAAAGGAGGACAAAGCUGAGUAGUGCUAAGAGCUUGUCAGACCUUGAGUUUGAGGAGCUAAAAGGGUUUAUGGAUCUGGGCUUUAGGUUCUCUGAGGAAGACAAGGAUUCAAAUUUGGUUUCUAUCAUUCCUGGAUUGCAAAGGUUGGGAAGAAAAGGUGGUGAAGAAGAUGUUGAUGAAGAAGAGAGAAAGACUGAUGAAACCGUGGUUUCAAGGCCUUAUUUGUCUGAGGCUUGGGAUGUUUUGGAACAACAAAAGCACCCGUUGAUGAAUUGGAAAAUUUCAGCUUUAGGUGACGAAAUGGAUAUGAAAGAUCAGCUCAAGUUCUGGGCUCAUACAGUUGCUUCCACUAUGAAAUAG
This is a messenger RNA of Quercus robur (English oak), 714 nucleotides long. RefSeq lists its product as uncharacterized. The transcript has a single exon. The record is from RefSeq and is a predicted model, not a curated record. Bases 1 to 714 code for a protein of 237 amino acids. NCBI's taxonomy places the organism in Eukaryota, Viridiplantae, Streptophyta, Magnoliopsida, Fagales, Fagaceae.